Dovyalis caffra is the source of this 2301-nucleotide messenger RNA. The record is from the annotation of a GenBank genome assembly. NCBI's taxonomy places the organism in Eukaryota, Viridiplantae, Streptophyta, Magnoliopsida, Malpighiales, Salicaceae.
AUGACGAUUUUGCCAGAUCUGGGAACGGAAAUUCUGAUUCCGGUAUGUGCCAUUAUCGGAAUCGGAUUCUCUCUCUUUCAAUGGCUGUUGGUUUCCAAGGUCAAGCUGACCCCGGGUUCUGCGGCGUCGAAUAACAGUGGAGGUGGUGGAAAGAAUGGGUAUGGUGAUUAUUUGAUCGAGGAAGAAGAAGGUCUUAAUGACCAUAAUGUUGUUCUUAAAUGUGCUGAGAUUCAGAACGCCAUCUCUGAAGGUGCAACUUCUUUCCUUUUUACGGAAUAUCAGUAUGUUGGAAUUUUCAUGAUUGCUUUUGCAAUCUUGAUUUUCGUUUUCCUUGGCUCUGUUGAGGGAUUCAGCACAAAGAGUCAGCCUUGCACCUAUGACCCAUUGAAGUCGUGCAAGCCUGCUCUUGCCACUGCUGGCUUCAGUACCAUAUCCUUCGUGCUUGGUGCUGUCACUUCAGUGGUUUCUGGCUUUCUUGGGAUGAAAAUUGCCACCUAUGCUAAUGCCAGAACCACUCUGGAGGCAAGGAAAGGAGUUGGGAAGGCUUUUAUUACUGCAUUUAGAUCUGGGGCAGUUAUGGGUUUUCUCCUUGCUGCAAACGGUCUCUUGGUGCUUUACAUUACCAUCAACGUCUUCAAGCUAUACUAUGGUGAUGACUGGGAAGGGCUUUUUGAGUCUAUUACUGGUUAUGGACUCGGAGGAUCUUCCAUGGCUCUCUUUGGCAGAGUUGGUGGAGGUAUCUACACCAAAGCUGCUGAUGUUGGUGCUGAUCUUGUUGGCAAGGUUGAAAGGAACAUUCCUGAGGAUGACCCUAGAAAUCCUGCUGUGAUUGCUGACAAUGUAGGUGAUAAUGUUGGUGAUAUAGCUGGUAUGGGAUCUGAUCUUUUUGGCUCCUAUGCAGAGUCCUCUUGUGCCGCCCUAGUUGUUGCUUCCAUCUCCUCUUUUGGAAUCAAUCACGAGUUUACUCCAAUGCUGUAUCCUCUCCUUGUCAGUUCCGUUGGUAUCAUUAUUUGUUUGAUCACGACUUUAUUUGCAACUGAUUUCUUUGAGAUCAAGGCUGUGAAGGAAAUUGAGCCAGCACUAAAGAAUCAACUCAUAAUCUCCACUGUUCUGAUGACUGUUGGAAUCGCCAUUGUUAGUUGGAUAGCUCUCCCAUCUUCCUUUACCAUCUUCAAUUUUGGAACCCAGAAAGUUGUCAAGAAUUGGCAACUCUUCUUGUGUGUCGCUGUUGGUCUAUGGGCUGGCCUUAUUAUUGGAUUUGUAACUGAGUACUAUACUAGCAAUGCAUACAGCCCUGUUCAAGAUGUUGCUGAUUCCUGCCGAACUGGAGCUGCCACUAAUGUUAUUUUUGGGCUUGCAUUGGGAUAUAAAUCUGUCAUUAUUCCUAUCUUUGCUAUCGCAGUUAGUAUUUUUGUUAGUUUCUCCUUUGCUGCUAUGUAUGGUAUUGCUGUAGCUGCCCUUGGAAUGUUGAGUACCAUUGCCACUGGAUUGGCAAUUGAUGCAUAUGGUCCCAUUAGUGACAAUGCCGGAGGUAUUGCUGAGAUGGCGGGCAUGAGCCACAGAAUCCGAGAGAGAACUGAUGCCCUUGAUGCUGCAGGAAACACCACUGCUGCUAUUGGGAAGGGUUUUGCCAUUGGCUCUGCAGCUCUUGUCUCGCUGGCUCUCUUUGGUGCCUUUGUCAGCCGUGCAUCCAUUUCAACAGUCGAUGUGUUGACUCCUAAAGUUUUCAUUGGUUUGAUUGUGGGUGCAAUGCUUCCUUAUUGGUUCUCUGCCAUGACAAUGAAGAGUGUGGGAAGUGCAGCUCUUAAGAUGGUUGAGGAAGUUCGCAGGCAAUUCAACACCAUCCCUGGCUUGAUGGAAGGCACUGCCAAGCCUGACUAUGCCACCUGUGUUAAGAUCUCCACAGAUGCUUCCAUCAAGGAGAUGAUCCCACCUGGUGCACUUGUCAUGCUCACACCCCUCAUUGUUGGGAUCUUUUUCGGUGUUGAAACCCUCUCUGGUGUCCUUGCUGGAUCCCUUGUGUCUGGAGUCCAGAUUGCCAUCUCUGCCUCCAACACUGGCGGUGCAUGGGAUAAUGCCAAGAAAUAUAUCGAGGCUGGUGUUUCAGAGCAUGCAAGAUCUCUUGGCCCUAAAGGAUCAGAUCCACACAAGGCAGCAGUUAUUGGUGACACCAUUGGGGACCCUUUGAAGGAUACAUCCGGACCAUCACUCAAUAUCCUCAUCAAACUGAUGGCCGUUGAAUCGCUCGUCUUUGCUCCAUUCUUUGCCACACACGGAGGCCUGCUCUUCAAGAUAUUCUGA